AUGAAGCGCCUCACCAAGGUACUGAUGGAUAGGGGCAGCAGCCUCAACAUCAUAUACGUGAAGACCCUGGAUGCCAUGGGCAUCGAUCGGUCGCGCAUUCAGCCGUUAGGGGUGCCAUUCCACGGCAUCGUGCCGGGAAAGCAAGCGAUCCUGCUCGGGCAGAUCGACCUGCCCCUAACGUUCGGGGAUCCGACAAACUAUAGGAUGGAGACCCUAUUGGUGGUCGGGUUUCACGGAUCCUACCACGCCAUAUUGGGGCGACCAUGCUACGUGAAGUUCAUGGCCGUCCCUAAUUAUACUUAUCUGAAGCUCAAGAUACCGAGCCUGCAUGGGGUCAUCACCGUCAGCUCCUCCUUCAACCACGCCUAUUAG
Messenger RNA from Panicum hallii, 372 nucleotides. RefSeq lists its product as uncharacterized. Bases 1 to 372 code for a protein of 123 amino acids. The record is from RefSeq and is a predicted model, not a curated record. The transcript has a single exon. NCBI's taxonomy places the organism in Eukaryota, Viridiplantae, Streptophyta, Magnoliopsida, Poales, Poaceae.